CAAGUGGGUCUCUGGUUGUGCUUCCAAAAAGUGGCACAAACAAUAGAAAAAGGGGUUAACAAAAUGAGAACGGGCAAAGCUUACCGCCAUUCAUCAAAACUGAUGAAACCGUCAUUAUUCAAGUCCAUCUCGUCAAAGAAGCCAUUCAGCCUCCGCAUCGGCACCGACAGACCAGCGCGCUGGAAGGCUGCCCGAAGCUCCUCCUUGUUGAGUCUGCCGUCCUUGUCCCUGUCUAUGGACUUGAAUAGCAGAAGGAGCUGCCUCUCUGCAGCCUCAACGAAGACUCGGAAUUCUAGUUUGCAGCGGUCUCAGCCUCUGGUUCCCGGUUGUCUGUGCCUCUCUUCCAUCCGGUUCCCGCCCAAUAGACGUGGAGAGGGACACGCACCUUCGUACUGAAUCUUGCCGUCGCCGUUUGUAUCG
Canariomyces notabilis is the source of this 420-nucleotide messenger RNA. RefSeq lists its product as uncharacterized. NCBI's taxonomy places the organism in Eukaryota, Fungi, Ascomycota, Sordariomycetes, Sordariales, Chaetomiaceae. The record is from RefSeq and is a predicted model, not a curated record. The transcript has a single exon. The coding region runs from base 64 to 396 and encodes 110 amino acids.